AUGUUCUGCAGGACUACUGGUCCACCGCGUGCGGCGAUCUUCGCCCAACAUGUAUCGCCUCUCCCAAGAGCGCUCUUGAGAUGUCUCAGAUCGUCAAGGAGCUCCAUGAUAUUGAUACCUUGUUUGCGGUCAAGUCCGGUGGACACAUGCCCAACAAUGGCUUCGCCAGCAUUCAGGACGGGCUCCUCAUCACCACCCAGAACCUUAACAAUGUCAUCUAUAAUGCAGAGGAUCAGACCGCCAUCAUCGGGCCGGGGCUUUCUUGGGAAGAUGCACAGAAGGGUCUGGACGGAACUGGUCGGACCCUUGUUGGCGGUCGUCUUGGGGGUGUGGGCGUGGGUGGAUAUAUGCUUGGAGAUCUCUUCGCGGCCCUCAAGGGAGGUGGAAACAACUUCGGUAUUGUCACGGCUUAUACCCUCCAGACACAUCCAAUGGAUCAUAAGUGCGGACAAGACGCCUCAAGUCCUUGAAGCCAUCCGUGACUUCACCGAAAACUACCCCGAUGACAAGGCCGCCAUCAUCGUGACGGCCGAGCAUGCCGCGCUGAUCAACACAUGGAUCAUGUUCCUCUUCUACGAUGGACCGGAGCCUCCGCAAGGCGUCUUUGAUGGAUUCAAAGCCAUUGGGCCAUUGGACACGACGAAGACGUGGGACAGCUACUAUGAUUUGCCAAUGCCCAGAACGAUCGCGCAGAAAGCUCAGGCUCGUGGCGGAGACCUUAUCAACUUUCCCACUGAUCAGGAUUAUCUCGUUAUCGAGCUGGAUUUCUCCUAUGGUUUAUCGGCCAGUGACGAGAAAAUCGACGCCGCGAACAAGAACCUGUUCAAUGGGUUCGAUAGGAUCAUUUCGAAUUACAUUGACGAAGGCGUGCUACCAGACGUUUACAGGCCGUUGUUCAUGAACGACGCAAACUACGCGCAGGAUUACUGGGCCCGCCUAGGCUCGACUGAGCAGGCGCGCGAGGUGAGAAAGAAAUAUGACCCCGAGUUAUUUUUCCAGAAACGGACGAGUGGAGGGUUCAGACUUGGAUGA
Molecule: messenger RNA, 1032 nt
Organism: Aspergillus oryzae RIB40
Lineage: Eukaryota; Fungi; Ascomycota; Eurotiomycetes; Eurotiales; Aspergillaceae
Exons: 5
Coding region: 1-1032 (343 amino acids)
Source: RefSeq, a predicted model, not a curated record